AUGGAUACAGAGGAGAUUGCUGUGAAGAGGAGAGGACAGAAGAAGAGGAGACACAUUUCUGACUCAUCGGCUGAUGAGCAGAAGAAGAUGGAGGAAGAAGAGAAGAAUAUCAUCAGGAGGAAAGGAGGGAAGAAGCAACGGACCAUCCGGACCUCAGCUGAUGAAGACAAGGAGACACCCAAGAGGAGCAAGAAGAGGAAGAAGAGGAUAACAUCCAGCUCCUCUGAGAAGAUGUCUCCUAAUCAACCCAUGAUUCCAGUGGAUGAAGAUGUGACUAAACAGCCAAAAUGCGGUAAGAAGAGAAAACUCAUCCUCAUCUCUUCAAAAGAUGGAAAGAAGUCACGGAUCAAGAAAGAAGAUGAUGUCCUGAAGAAAGAAGACCAGCAGGAGGACCAGGGAGUCUCAGUCGAGGACAGCGGUGUUCGGCCAACCUGCUCUAGAAGCACAAUCUCUGAUACCAUCAGGAAGAGAUUAAUUUUCCAUCAUGUGCUCGGGAAGGGAAGUUAUGGUAAGGUCGUCUUGGCGGAGGAUACUUCUAACCAUCAGAAGUAUGCUGUUAAGAUCAUCAGCAAGAGAGCCCUGCUUGCCGACUGCGAUGAGGCGGAUGUGUUGGUGGAGCACCGAGUCUUACAGCUGGCAUCUGGGAGCCCCUUCCUUGUCCACGCGGACUUUGCAUUCCAGACCAAGAUGCUUGUUCUACUUGGUCUGGAAUACAUGAGCUGCGGGGACUUUGAUCAGUUCCUACGGGUGAAGGGGCGGCUUGACAUCCCCAGUGCAAGAUUCUAUGCCGCUGAGCUCGUGUGUGGCAUCCAAUAUCUCCAUUCUAAGGGCAUCAUCCACAGAGACCUCAAGCCCGAGAACAUCCUGGUGGCUGAGACGGGCCAUAUUAAGAUCACGGAUUUCGGUCUCGCACUUGAGAACAUGCUUGGAGACCGCACAGCCACCGAAUAUGCUGGAACAGAAGGCUAUGUGGCUCCUGAGAUGCUGGAUAAGGAGGAGUAUGGUGUCGGAGUGGACUGGUAUUCAUUUGGUGUCAUCCUAAAUGAAAUGAUUACCAGUGAGUGUACGUACAAUCCUAAACUGUUCGACACAACACACUCCAUCGCUGAAGACAUCAUUAAAGAGCUCCUCCAGAAAGAUCCUGCCAAGCGCUUAGGAGUCCACGGUAACAUCCGAGGCCAUCAUUUCUUCCAGCAUAUUGACUGGGUCUCAGUGGAAGCCCUUCAGAUGCCACCACCACACAUCCCUGUACCAUCUAUACCUCAAGGUUGUUCCACACGAUUCAACCUGAACAAAAUGGAGGCAGCAGCGGCCAAGAAGCGACGACUGCCACUGAAACAUCAGGCCAUUUUCAGAGGGUUUUCAUUCGUCACCUGGUAA
Bufo gargarizans (Asiatic toad) is the source of this 1380-nucleotide messenger RNA. RefSeq names its product protein kinase C delta type-like. Gene Ontology annotation, biological process: protein phosphorylation. The record is from RefSeq and is a predicted model, not a curated record. Gene Ontology annotation, molecular function: ATP binding; protein serine/threonine kinase activity. The transcript has 7 exons. The coding region runs from base 1 to 1380 and encodes 459 amino acids. Lineage: Eukaryota; Metazoa; Chordata; Amphibia; Anura; Bufonidae.